AGGUUCAUGGUGACUAGGCCUCUGGGCUACUACUACAUUCAAUUCUACAUCCCUAGCAUCCUACUAGUCAUGAUGUCUUGGGUCAGUUUUUGGAUCAGUGUGGAUGCCGUGGUUGCCAGGGUCAACAUCGGGCUGAUGACUGUCCUCAACCUUGUCACUCAGAGUACCGGGUCCAGAGACCAACUACCCAAGGUGUCCUAUAUAAAAGCCAUUGAUGUCUGGAUGACGGCCUGUCUUGUCUUCGCCUUUGCCUCACUUAUCGAGUUUGCAGUCGUAAACGUUUGGUCGCGAGCCGACGAGCGCAGAAGGAAACGACAGCUGCAACAGCAGCAGCAGCAACAGCAGCAGCAACAACAAAAUCAACAACAACAACAACAACAAAAUCAACAGCAGCAACAACAAAUGCAACAACAACAAAUUCAGCAGCAGCAGCAACAAAUGCAACAACAGCAGCAACAACUUCAACAACAGCAAAGGUUACGUAACCUUUUGACCUCUUCGAAAUCCCCCUCAUCCCAGAAGGAACAACCGCGCGCUCAAAAAUUAGAUAAAUUAUCUCGGAUUAUAUUUCCCCUGACGUUUGUGUUGUUCAAUUUGGUUUACUGGAUGUCGUACGGACUCCAUGUUCCGUGA
This is a messenger RNA of Helobdella robusta, 633 nucleotides long. RefSeq lists its product as hypothetical. Gene Ontology annotation, molecular function: transmembrane signaling receptor activity; chloride channel activity; neurotransmitter receptor activity. The annotation marks the transcript as partial. The record is from RefSeq and is a predicted model, not a curated record. The transcript is spliced from 3 exons. Gene Ontology annotation, biological process: signal transduction; nervous system process; chloride transmembrane transport. Lineage: Eukaryota; Metazoa; Annelida; Clitellata; Rhynchobdellida; Glossiphoniidae. Gene Ontology annotation, cellular component: synapse; neuron projection; membrane.